Molecule: messenger RNA, 471 nt
Organism: Cryptomeria japonica (Japanese cedar)
Lineage: Eukaryota; Viridiplantae; Streptophyta; Pinopsida; Cupressales; Cupressaceae
Exons: 1
Coding region: 1-471 (156 amino acids)
Molecular function (GO): RNA-DNA hybrid ribonuclease activity; nucleic acid binding
Source: RefSeq, a predicted model, not a curated record
AUGGAGGGGUCCUCGAGGGGAAAUCCAGGACCUGCAAGAAUUGGUGGUGUUGGUAGGAGUAAUGACAAUAAGGUUGUUUUCUUUUUCUCUGCUUUUAAAGGGGUCCAUUCUAAUAACCUUAUGGAGACCCUGGAAAUACUCUAUGCAAUUGAAAAGAGGUAUGCUCCUGGUUGGAGAAGGAUUGACUAUGAAUCUGACUCACAGAUCAUAAUUGAUAUGUUGAGUACUCAAAGUUUAGGGGAUAUUAAUUGGCAGUUAGCCAUGGUGGCUAGACAAAUUCUAAAUUUAUGUUUAUCCUUGGAGUAUAUCUCUUUUAGUCACAUCCCUCAUGAAUGGAACAGAUUUGCGGAUUGGUUGGCCCAAUGGGCCAUAGAGAACUCUCGGGGGUGGAAUGUUGAGGAUCGGGGGCUCCUGUCCCCUGAGUAUUUUGGCACUCUGGAUAAGAUGAUUGAAGAUGACCAAGAGAUUUAG